Ictidomys tridecemlineatus (thirteen-lined ground squirrel) is the source of this 13432-nucleotide messenger RNA. Lineage: Eukaryota; Metazoa; Chordata; Mammalia; Rodentia; Sciuridae. The record is from RefSeq and is a predicted model, not a curated record.
CAGAAGUUCUGUGACAGUUGAAGCCCUCGAGGGACGGGAGCCAUUUUCUUUCCUGGUUUGCGGAAAGGCUCGUCCUGCUUAAGACAGGAGCAAACGUUUGUGAGAAGCUGAGGCCAGAGGCGUGAGCCAGGACCAAGAUGACCAUUACACCCGACGUCAGAUUCGAGUACUUGGAGGAAAUCGCCUCCCUCAUCCUCAAGUUCAAGCCCGACAAGUGGAGCAAGCUGAUGGGAGCUGAGGAGAACUUGGCCUUGUUCACAGAGUUCUUUGAAAAGCCAGAAGUCACCGUGCUGGUGUUGACGCUCAAUGCCACCGGCAUGAUCGUCCCCUGCCUGGGCUUCCCAGAGUCCCUCAAGACCAAGGGGGUGUACUUUAUCAAGACGAAGCCAGAGAGCAUCAACAAGCUCAACUACAAGACGAACCUGCUCUAUGGGGACAUAAGCCCUCUGCCCGUGGACCAGCUGAUCGCGGUGGUGGAAGAGGUCCUCUACUCUCUGCUCAACCAGAGCGAGAACAUGGAAGGCUGGCCGCGGGUGGUCUCCGAAGACAUCGUGAAGCAAGUCCACAAGCUCAAGAACGAGAUGUUUGUGAUGGGCGGCAAGAUCAAAGGGAAGACCCUGCUGCCCAUCCCCGAGAACCUGGAGAACCUGGACGGCGCUCUGGAGUCCAUGGAGAGGAUCCCCUCCUCCCUGGACAACUCCCUCCUGCACGCCAUUGAAACCAUUAUCAUCGACUGGUCCCACCAGAUCCGGGACGUGCUGAGCAAGGACUCGGCCCAGGCCCUCCUGGACGGGCUGAACCCCCUGCCCCAGGUUGAGUUCCAGUUCUGGGACGCCCGGCUGAUGAACCUCAAGUGCAUCCACGAGCAGCUCAACAGGCCCAAAGUGAACAAAAUUGUGGAGAUCCUGGAGAAAGCCCAAAGCUGCUACUGGCCGGCCCUGCAGAACGUCUACAUGAACGUCACCGAAGGGCUGAAGGAAGCCAACGACAUCGUUCUGUACCUGAAGCCCCUGCGGAUCUCGCUGGAGGAGAUGGAACAGGCCGACUUCUCGGUGCUCCCGAACUUCAUUGCCAAGGUGCUGGACACCAUCGCCUUCAUCUGGGCCACCUCGGAGCACUACAACACGCCCUCCAGGGUCAUCGUCAUCCUGCGGGAGUUGUGCAACCAGAUCAUUGAGAUGACGCGGACCUUCCUGAGCCCCGAGGAGGUCCUGAAGGGCUUGCAGGGCGAGAUCGAGGAGGUCCUGAGUGGCAUCUCGCUGUCUGUGUACGUCCUGAAGCGGGUCUUCCAGGCCUACGACUUCUGCUGCUCCAACAUGAAGCUCUUCUUCAAGAACAAGGACCCCGUGCCCUGGGAGUUCCCAUCUUCCCUCGCCUUCUCCAGAAUGAACUCUUUCUUCCACCGCAUCCAGACCAUUGAGGAUCUCUACAAAACUGCCAUCGAGUUUCUGAAGCUGGAGAAGAUCGAGCUCGGGGGUGUGCGGGGCAACCUCCUGGGGAGCAUGGUGACUCAGAUUUACGACGAGGUCUUUGAGCUGGUGAAGGUUUUUGCCGAGUGCAAAUACGAUCCCUUGGACCCUGGAGACUCGAGUUUUGACAAUGAUUACGCCGACUUUGAGACGAAAAUCCAAGAUCUGGACAGGAGGCUGGCCACCAUCUUCUGCCAAGCGUUUGACGACUGCAGCUCCAUUGAGUCCUCUGCGAAGCUCCUGUACAUGUGCGGCAGUCUCCUGGAGCGGCCCCUGAUCCUGGCCGAGGUGGUGCCCAGGUACUCCACCAUGCUGGAGAUGUUUGACACCGAGCUGGACAAUGCCAAGCUCUUGUACGAUGCCCAGAUGGCAGCGUCUGCAGAGGGCGACAUCCCGCCCAUCCACAAGAACAUGCCCUCCGUGGCCGGGCAGCUCAAGUGGAGCCUGGGGCUGCAGGAGAGGCUGGAGGUGUCCAUGAAGCACCUGAAGUACAUCGACCACCCGGUCAUGUCCAGCAUGGAGACCAAGAUGAUCUACCAGAAAUACGACGAGAUGUUGGAGCUGCUGCGCAGCUACCGCGAGAGGGUCUACAGGCAGUGGGUGGACAAGGUGGACGAGGACUGCCACUUCAACCUGGGCCAGCCGCUCAUCCAGCGACACGCCACCACCGGCCUGCUCCAAGUCAACUUCAGCAAGGCGUUGGUGGCCGUCCUGAGAGAAGUCAAGUAUUUGAAUUUCCAGCAGCAAAAAGAGAUUCCAGGCAGCGCGGAGCACCUCUUCUCUGAAAACGAGACCUUCCGGAAGUUCGUGGGGAACCUGGAGCUCAUCGUGGGCUGGUACAAUGAGAUCAAGGCGACGGUGAUGGACGUGGAGUACCCGCUCAUCAAGUCAGAGCUGGAAGCCAUCGACGACAGGCUGUCCAGCGCUGAGACCACGCUGUUCUGGAACAGCGAAGAUGUGUUUCAGUACAUCCAAGAGAUGCGGGAGGUUCUUCACGACCUGCAGAACAGGAUGCAGAGGGCGAAGCAGAACAUUGAAGGGAUUUCCCAGGCCAUGAAGGACUGGUCAGCCAACCCCCUGUUUGAGAGAAAGGACAACAAGAAAGAGGCCCUGCUGGACCUGGACGGGAGGACGGUCAACCUGAACAAGCGCUACACUGCCGUCAAGGAGGCCGGCGCCAAGAUCCAAGCCAUGGUCACGGAAAACACAGAGCUGUUCAGAGCAGACACGUCGAGCCAGCCCUGGAAGGACUACGUCUCCUACAUCGACACCAAGGUCCUGAAGGAAUUCGAGUUCUUCAUCCGCAAGUCUCUCAAUUACCUGAUGGACAACAUGGUCUUGGAUGAGAGUGUGGCGCCCCUGUUUGAGAUCCGCAUGGAGCUGAACGAUGAAGGGCUGACCUUCAACCCGUCGCUGGAGGUGGGCUCUGAGCGUGGCUUCCUGGCGCUCAUCGAGGGCCUGGUCAAUGACAUCUACAACGUGGCCAGACUCAUCCCCCGGCUGGCCAAGGGCAAGGUGAACUACAAGACGGAACUGGAGGACCAGACGGACCUCAUCGAGAUGCGGGAGGAGCUGUCCGGCCUGGUCAUCAACGCCAUGAAGGAGGCGGAGGAGUACCAGGACUCCAUGGAGCGGUACUCGUACCUCUGGACGGACGACCUGCAGGAGUUCAUGCGGAACUUCCUCAUCUUCGGGCACGUGCCCACGGCGGAGGAGCUGGACACUCGGACAGACAUCACCAUGCCCAAGACGCCGCCGGCCCUCACGCAGUUCCAGGAGCAGAUCGACUCGUACGAGAAGCUGUACGAGGAGGUGUCCAGGUGCGAGAGCGCCAAGGUGUUCCACGGCUGGCUGCAGUGCGACUGCCGUCCCUUCAGACAGGCCCUGCUCAACACCAUCAAGCGCUGGAGCCUCAUGUUCAAGCGGUACCUGAGCGACUACGUCGUCAACAGCCUCACGGACCUGGAAGCCUUCAUGAAGCUGUCCCAGUUGGGCCUGAAGAAGCCGCUCAAGGAGGGAGACUACGACGGGCUGGUGGAGGUGAUGGGGCACCUGAUGAAGGUCAAGGAGAGGCAGGCGGCCACCGACGGCAUGUUCGAGCCCCUGAAGCAGACCAUCGAGCUGCUCAGGACCUACGGGGAGGAGCUGCCCGAGGAGGCCCACCUGAAGCUGCAGGAGCUGCCCGAGCAGUGGGCCAACACCAAGAAGCUGGCCAUCCAGGUGAAGCAGAACGUGGCUCCCCUGCAGGCCAACGAGGUCAGCAUCCUGCGGCGCAAGUGCCAGCAAUUCGAGAUCAAGCAGCAGGAGUUCAGGGAGAAGUUCCGCAGAGAGGCCCCCUUCUCCUUCAGCAGCCCCGAGCCCUACAAGGCCCUCAACAAGAGGUGCCCCCGGGCGUCCCUCGAGAGAGGAGCUGAAGCCAGGCUCCCAUUGCAGGUGAACACCUGCCUGGACGACUGGAAGACCACCAAGUGGAAAGACAUCAACGUGGAGCAGAUGGACAUCGACUGCAAGAAGUUUGCCAAGGACAUCAGGUCUCUGGACAAGGAGAUGAAAACCUGGGAUGCCUUCGUGGGGCUGGACAACACCGUGAAAAACACCAUCACGUCCCUGCGCGCCGUGAGCGAGCUGCAGAACCCCGCCAUCCGCGACCGCCACUGGCAGCAGCUCAUGCAGGCCACCCAGGUGAAGUUCGAGAUGUCGGAAGAGACGACCCUGGCCGACCUCCUGCAGCUGAACCUGCACAAUUAUGAGGAUGAGGUCCGCAACAUCGUGGACAAGGCCGUGAAGGAGUCCGGCAUGGAGAAGGUGCUGAGAGCCCUGGACAGCACGUGGACCACCAUGGAAUUCGAGCACGAGCCGCACCCGCGCACGGGCACCAUGAUGCUCAAGGCGGACGAGGUGCUGGUGGAGACGCUGGAGGACAACCAGGUGCAGCUGCAGAACCUGAUGAUGUCCAAGUACCUGUCGCACUUCCUCAAGGAGGUGACCAGCUGGCAGCAGAAGCUGUCCAUGGCAGACUCGGUCAUCUCCAUCUGGUUUGAGGUCCAAAGGACCUGGAGCCACCUGGAGAGCAUCUUCAUAGGCUCGGAAGACAUCCGGGCCCAGCUCCCAGAGGACUCCCAGCGCUUCGACGACAUCGACAAGGAAUUCAAGGCCUUGAUGGAGGACGCCGUGAAGACUCCCAACGUGGUGGAAGCCACCAACAAGCCAGGUCUCUACGAGAAACUCGAGGCACUGAAGAAGAGCUUGGCCAUGUGUGAGAAGGCGUUGGCAGAGUACCUGGAGACCAAAAGGCUGGCUUUCCCGCGGUUCUACUUUGUCUCCUCGGCCGACCUGCUGGACAUCCUCUCCAACGGCAACGACCCCGUGGAGGUGAGCCGCCACCUGUCCAAGCUCUUCGACAGCCUGUGUAAGCUCAAGUUCCGACUGGGUGCUGACGAGAAGCCCCUGAAGGUGGGCGUGGGGAUGUACAGCAAGGAGGACGAGUAUGUGGACUUUGACCAUGAGAGUGACCUCUCGGGCCAGGUGGAGGUCUGGCUCAAUCGAGUGCUGGACAGAAUGUGUGCCACCCUUCGACACGAAAUUCCAGAAGCUGUGGUGACCUACGAGGAGAAGCCGAGGGAGCAGUGGAUCUUCGAUUACCCGGCCCAGAUUGCGCUGACCUGCACCCAGAUCUGGUGGACCACCGAGGUGGGCCUGGCGUUCUCGCGGCUGGAGGAGGGCUAUGAAAACGCCAUCAAAGACUACAACAAGAAGCAGAUCAGCCAGCUGAACGCGCUCAUCACGCUGCUCAUCGGGAGCCUCAGCGCCGGCGACAGGAUGAAGAUCAUGACCAUCUGCACCAUCGACGUGCACGCCCGGGACGUGGUGGCCAAGAUGAUCCUCGCCAAGGUGGAGAGCUCCCAGGCCUUCACGUGGCAGUCACAGCUCCGCCACCGCUGGGAUGAGGAGAAGAAACACUGCUUCGCCAACAUCUGCGACGCCCAGAUCCAGUAUUCCUACGAGUACCUGGGCAACACGCCGCGGCUGGUCAUCACCCCCCUCACAGACAGGUGCUACAUCACGCUGACCCAGUCUCUGCAUCUGAUCAUGGGCGGAGCCCCCGCGGGCCCUGCAGGCACUGGAAAGACAGAAACGACCAAGGACCUGGGCCGAGCGCUGGGCACCAUGGUGUACGUCUUCAACUGCUCGGAGCAGAUGGACUACAAGUCCUGUGGGAACAUCUACAAGGGCCUGGCCCAGACCGGAGCCUGGGGCUGCUUCGAUGAGUUCAACCGGAUCUCGGUGGAAGUCCUGUCCGUGAUCGCGGUGCAGGUAAAAUGUGUCCAGGAUGCAAUUCGGGCCAAGAAAAAGACGUUUAACUUCCUGGGAGAGAUGAUAAGAUUGAUCCCCUCGGUCGGCAUCUUCAUCACCAUGAACCCCGGGUACGCGGGACGCACAGAGCUGCCCGAGAACCUGAAGGCCCUGUUCAGGCCCUGCGCCAUGGUGGUCCCCGACUUUGAGCUCAUCUGUGAGAUCAUGCUGGUGGCCGAGGGCUUCCUGGAGGCCCGGCUGCUGGCCAGGAAGUUCAUCACACUCUACACCCUGUGCAAAGAGCUGCUCUCCAAGCAGGAUCACUACGACUGGGGCUUGCGAGCCAUCAAGUCCGUGCUGGUGGUGGCCGGCUCCCUGAAGAGGGGGGACCCUGCCCGGGCAGAAGACCAGGUGCUCAUGAGGGCGCUGCGGGACUUCAACAUCCCCAAGAUUGUGACCGACGACCUUCCCGUGUUCAUGGGGCUGAUCGGGGACCUCUUCCCGGCUCUGGACGUGCCUCGGAAGCGAGACCUGAACUUUGAGAAGAUCAUCAAGCAGAGUGUGGUGGAGCUCCGGCUGCAGGCCGAGGACAGCUUCGUGCUGAAGGUGGUGCAGCUGGAGGAGCUGCUGCAAGUCCGGCACUCGGUGUUCGUCAUCGGGAACGCGGGCAGCGGCAAGUCCCAGGUCCUCAAGUCCCUCAACAAAACCUACCAGAACAUGAAGAGGAAGCCGGUGGCUGUGGACCUGGACCCCAAGGCCGUCACCUGUGACGAGCUCUUUGGCAUCAUCAACCCAGCCACCAGGGAGUGGAAAGACGGCCUCUUCUCCACCGUCAUGCGGGACCUGGCCAACAUCACUCAUGAUGGCCCCAAGUGGAUCGUCCUGGAUGGGGACAUCGACCCCAUGUGGAUCGAGUCUCUCAACACGGUCAUGGAUGACAACAAGGUCCUCACCCUGGCCAGCAACGAGCGAAUCCCCUUGAACCGCACCAUGAGGCUGGUGUUUGAGAUCAGCCACCUGAGGACAGCCACCCCGGCCACCGUCUCCAGAGCCGGCAUCCUCUACAUCAACCCCGCGGACCUGGGCUGGAACCCGGUGGUGAGCAGCUGGAUCGAGAGGCGCCGGGUGCAGUCGGAGAAGGCCAACCUGACCAUCCUCUUCGACAAGUACCUGCCCACGUGCCUGGACAAGCUGCGCUUUGGCUUCAAGAGGAUCACGCCGGUGCCCGAGAUCACCAUCAUCCAGACGAUCCUCUACCUGCUGGAGUGCCUGCUCACCGAGAAGAACGCGCCGCCCGACUCCCCCAAGGAGCUCUACGAGCUGUACUUCGUCUUCGCCUGCUUCUGGGCCUUCGGGGGGGCCAUGUUCCAGGACCAGCUUAUAGAUUACCGACUCGAGUUCAGCAGGUGGUGGAUCAAUGAGUUUAAAACCAUCAAGUUACCCUCUCAGGGAACAAUUUUUGACUACUACAUUGAUCCUGAUACUAAAAAGUUCCUGCCGUGGACAGACAAAGUGCCUGCCUUUGAGCUGGAUCCCGACAUCCCGCUGCAGGCCUCUCUGGUCCACACCACGGAAACCAUCCGCAUCCGCUACUUCUUGGACCUGCUCAUGGAGAAGUCCUGGCCCGUGAUGCUGGUGGGGAACGCGGGCACGGGGAAGUCGGUGCUGAUGGGCGACAAGCUGGAGAGGCUGAGCACAGACGAGUACCUGGUGCAGUCGGUGCCCUUCAACUUCUACACCACCUCCGCCAUGCUGCAGGGUGUGCUCGAGAAGCCGCUGGAGAAGAAAUCGGGGAGGAACUAUGGGCCACCAGGCACCAAGAAGCUGAUCUACUUCAUCGACGACAUGAACAUGCCUGAGGUGGACAAGUAUGGGACAGUGGCCCCGCACACCCUCAUCCGGCAGCACAUGGACCACGGGCAUUGGUACGACAGGCAGAAGCUGACCCUGAAGGAUGUCCAUAACUGUCAGUACGUGGCUUGCAUGAACCCCACCGCCGGAUCCUUCACCAUUGAUCCAAGACUGCAGCGCCACUUCUGCGUGUUCGCCGUGAGCUUCCCUGGCCAGGACGCCCUCAUGACCAUCUACAGCACGAUCCUGAUGCAGCACCUGUCCUACCGCUCGGCCUCCAUGGUGGUCCAGAGGAUGAGCGGCCAGCUGGUGGCUGCAGCCCUGGCCUUGCAUCAGAAAGUGACCUCGACGUUUCUUCCCACGGCCAUCAAGUUCCAUUAUGUCUUCAACCUCAGGGACCUCUCNNCUGUGGGGCAGGGACUCUUGUUCUCCACAGCAGAGAUCCUGAAGGUCCCCCUGGACCUUGUCCGCCUUUGGCUGCAUGAGGCUGAGCGCGUGUAUGGGGACAAAAUGGUGGACGAGAAAGACCAGGAAACGCUGCACAGGGUCACGGUGGCCUCCACCAAGAAGUUCUUUGAUGAACUCGGUGAGGAGCACAUGUUUGCCAAACCCAAUAUCUUCUGCCACUUUGUCCAUGGGAUUGGUGACCCCAAGUACUUCAACGUGACCGACGUGGCUCAGCUGAACAAGCUGCUGGUGGACGUCCUGGACAGCUACAACGAAGUCAACGCCGUCAUGAACUUGGUGCUGUUUGAAGACGCCGUGGCGCACGUCUGCAAGAUCAACCGCAUCCUGGAGUCGCCCCGCGGCAACGCGCUGCUGGUGGGGGUGGGUGGCAGCGGGAAGCAGAGCCUCUCGCGCUUGGCAGCCUACAUCAGCGCCCUGGACGUGUUCCAGAUCACCCUCAAGAAGGGCUAUGGCAUCCCGGACCUCAAGAUGGACCUGGCCUCCCAGUACAUAAAGGCUGCUGUGAAGAACGUGCCCUCCGUGUUCCUGAUGACGGACUCCCAGGUGGCCGAGGAGCAGUUCCUGGUGCUGAUCAACGACCUGCUGGCCUCCGGGGAGAUCCCCGGGCUGUUUGCGGACGAUGAAGUGGAGAACAUCAUCUCCUCCAUGCGACCGCAAGUGAAGUCCCUGGGCAUGAUGGACACGCGGGAGGCGUGCUGGAAGUUCUUCAUUGAGAAAGUGCGCAAGCAUCUCAAGGUGAUCCUGUGCUUCUCCCCCGUGGGCUCCAUCCUGCGUAUUCGAGCAAGAAAAUUCCCUGCCGUGGUCAACUGCACGGCCAUCAACUGGUUCCAUGAGUGGCCGGAAGAUGCCCUGGUGUCCGUCAGCGCUCGCUUCCUGGAGGAAACGGAGGGCAUUUCGCGGGAGGUGAAGACCUCCAUCAGCCUCUUCAUGUCCUACGUGCACACCACGGUCAACGAGAUGUCCAAGGUGUACCUGGCGACCGAGAGGCGCUACAACUACACCACGCCCAAAACCUUCCUGGAGCAGAUCAAACUCUACCAGAACCUGCUGGCCAGGAAGAGGCUGGAGCUGGUGGCCAAGAUCGAGCGGCUGGAGAAUGGCCUCAUGAAGCUGCAGAGCACAGCCUCCCAGGUGGACGACUUGAAGGCCACGCUGGCGAUUCAGGAGGCUGAGCUCAAGCUGAAGAACGAGAACGCAGACAAGCUGAUCCAGGUGGUCGGCGUGGAGACUGAGAAGGUCAGCAAAGAGAAAGCCAUCGCCGACGAGGAGGAGGUCAAAGUGGAGAUCAUCAACAAGGUGGGGGCCCCCUCAGAGGCCACCCUGACCCCAAGGGACCCCAGUGUUUCCCAGCCCCCACUGGUGAGGGAUGGUGUUGAGCUGCUGUACACCCUUGGGCCCUACCAAGGCAACCCCACCUUCGACCCCGAGUUCAUCCGCUCCAAGUCCACGGCGGCCGCGGGCCUGUGCUCCUGGUGCAUCAACAUCGUGCGCUUCUACGAGGUCUACUGCGACGUGGCGCCCAAGAGGCAGGCCCUGGAGGAGGCCAACGCGGAGCUGGCCGAGGCGCAGGACAAGCUGACCCGGAUCAAAAACAAGAUCGCGGAACUCAAUGCCAACUUGAGCAACCUGACGUCAGCCUUCGAGAAAGCAACUGCGGAGAAAAUCCAGUGUCAGCAGGAGGCUGACGCCACCAACAGAGUGAUCUCACUGGCCAACAGGCUGGUCGGUGGAUUAGCGUCUGAAAAUGUCCGCUGGGCUGAGUCGGUGGAGAACUUCAAGAGCCAAGGGAUCACCCUGUGUGGGGACGUCCUGCUGAUCUCUGCCUUCGUCUCCUACGUGGGCUACUUCACCAAGAGAUACCGAAAUGAGCUGAUGGAGAAGUUCUGGAUCCCUUUUAUAAACGGCUUGAAGGUCCCCAUCCCGAUCACGGAAAGCCUGGACCCCCUGAGUCUGCUGACAGAUGACGCAGAUGUGGCCACCUGGAAUAACCAGGGCCUUCCCAGCGACCGCAUGUCCACCGAGAAUGCCACCAUCCUGUGCAACACGGAGCGCUGGCCCCUGAUUGUGGACGCCCAGCUCCAAGGGAUCAAGUGGAUCAAGACCAAAUACGGGAGCAUGCUGAAAGCCAUCCGCCUGGGGCAGAAGAGCUACCUGGACAUCAUUGAGCAGGCCAUUUCAGAAGGGGACACCUUGCUCAUCGAGAACAUUGGCGAGACCGUGGACCCCGUGCUGGACCCUUUGUUGGGCAGGAACACGAUUAAAAAGGGAAAGUUCAUCAAGAUCGGUGACAAGGAAGUGGAGUAUCACCCCAACUUCCGCCUGAUCCUACACACCAAGUACUUCAACCCUCACUACAAGCCAGAGAUGCAGGCCCAGUGCACCCUCAUCAACUUCCUCGUCACCAGGGACGGACUCGAGGACCAACUCCUGGCCGCCGUGGUGGCCAAAGAGCGCCCAGAUCUUGAGCAGCUCAAGGCCAACCUCACCAAAUCCCAGAAUGAGUUCAAGAUCGUCCUGAAGGAGCUGGAGGACUCCCUGCUGGCCCGGCUCUCCGCUGCGUCCGGGAACUUUCUGGGAGACACGGCCUUGGUGGAGAACCUGGAGACGACCAAACACACAGCAAGCGAGAUCGAGGAGAAGGUUCAAGAGGCAAAAAUCACAGAAAGCAAAAUCAACGAGGCGAGAGAGAACUACCGCCCGGCGGCCGAGCGAGCCUCCCUGCUCUACUUCAUCCUGAAUGACCUCAACAAGAUCGACCCCAUCUACCAGUUCUCGCUCAAGGCCUUCAAUGUGGUGUUCGAGAAGGCGAUCCAGAAGACGCCCCCGGCCGACGAGGUGAAGCAGCGCGUGAUCAACCUGACGGACGAGAUCACCUACUCCGUCUACAUGUACACGGCCCGCGGGCUCUUUGAGCGAGACAAGCUCAUUUUUCUGGCACAAGUGACGUUUCAGGUCUUAUCCAUGAAGAGAGAGCUGAACCCAGUGGAGCUGGACUUCCUGCUGCGGUUCCCCUUCAAGGCCGGGGCGGUCUCCCCGGUGGACUUCCUGCAGCACCAGGGCUGGGGCGGGAUCAAGGCCCUCUCAGAGAUGGACGAGUUCAAAAACCUGGACAACGACAUCGAAGGGUCCGCCAAGCGGUGGAAGAAGCUGGUGGAGUCGGAGACCCCGGAGAAGGAGGUCUUCCCCAAGGAGUGGAAGAACAAGACGGCGCUGCAGAAGCUGUGCAUGGUGAGGUGCAUGCGGCCCGACCGCAUGACCUACGCUGUCAAGAACUUCGUGGAGGAGAAGAUGGGCAGCAAGUUCGUGGAAGGCCGGAGCGUGGAGUUCUCCAAGUCCUACGAGGAGAGCAGCCCCUCCACUCCCAUCUUCUUCAUCCUCUCCCCAGGCGUGGACCCCCUGAAAGACGUGGAGUCCCUGGGAAAAAAAUUGGGAUUUACCAUAGACAAUGGGAAACUCCAUAAUGUGUCCCUGGGGCAGGGACAAGAGGUGGUGGCUGAGAAUGCUCUGGACGUAGCUGCAGAGAACGGGCACUGGGUCAUCCUGCAGAACAUCCACCUGGUGGCUCGGUGGCUGAGCACCCUGGAUAAGAAGGUGGAGCGCUACAGCACGGGCAGCCACGAGGACUACCGGGUGUUCAUCAGCGCGGAGCCUGCGCCCAGCCCCGAAGCCCACAUCAUCCCCCAGGGCAUCCUGGAAAACGCCAUCAAGAUCACCAACGAGCCGCCCACGGGCAUGUACGCCAACCUGCACAAGGCCCUGGACCUCUUCAACCAGGACACCAUGGAGAUGUGCACCAAAGAGAUCGAAUUCAAGUGCAUCCUCUUUGCCCUGUGCUACUUCCAUGCUGUGGUGGCCGAGAGGCGCAAGUUUGGUGCCCAGGGCUGGAACCGGUCAUACCCCUUCAACAACGGGGACCUCACCAUCUCCAUCAAUGUGCUCUACAAUUACCUGGAGGCCAACGCCAAGGUGCCCUGGGACGACCUCCGCUACCUCUUCGGGGAGAUCAUGUACGGCGGCCACAUCACGGAUGACUGGGAUCGGCGGCUCUGCAGGACCUACCUGGCUGAGUACGUCCGCGGCGAGAUGCUGGAGGGAGAGGUGAUGCUGGCCCCCGGCUUUCAGAUCCCCCCCAACCUGGACUACAAGGGCUACCAUGAAUACAUCGAUGAGAACCUUCCCCCCGAGAGCCCCUACCUGUACGGCCUGCACCCCAACGCAGAGAUUGGCUUUCUGACGGUCACCUCAGAGAAGCUAUUCCGCACUGUCCUGGAAAUGCAGCCCAAAGAGACAGACUCGGGAGCAGGCACAGGAGUAUCCCGCGAGGAAAAGGUGAAGGCCGUGCUGGAUGACGUCCUCGAGAAGAUUCCAGAGACCUUCAACAUGGCUGAGAUCAUGGCAAAGGCGGCUGAGAAGACCCCCUAUGUGGUGGUGGCCUUUCAAGAAUGUGAAAGGAUGAACAUCCUGACCAACGAAAUGCGCCGCUCACUGAAGGAGCUGAACCUGGGGCUGAAGGGGGAACUGACCAUCACCACCGACAUGGAAGACCUGUCCACGGCUCUCUUUUACGACACUGUGCCUGACACGUGGGUGGCCCGGGCCUACCCCUCCAUGAUGGGCCUGGCAGCCUGGUACACGGACUUGCUGCUCCGCAUCAGGGAACUCGAGGCCUGGACAACGGACUUCGUCCUGCCCACCACCGUGUGGCUGGCUGGAUUCUUCAACCCCCAGUCGUUCCUCACGGCCAUCAUGCAGUCCAUGGCCAGGAAGAACGAGUGGCCCCUGGACAAGAUGUGUUUGUCUGUGGAAGUGACCAAGAAAAACCGGGAGGACAUGACUGCUCCCCCCAGAGAGGGCUCCUAUGUGUAUGGACUCUUCAUGGAAGGAGCUCGCUGGGACACCCAGACUGGAGUCAUCGCUGAAGCGCGUCUGAAGGAGCUGACGCCAGCCAUGCCCGUCAUCUUCAUCAAAGCCAUUCCUGUGGACCGCAUGGAGACCAAGAACAUAUAUGAGUGUCCCGUGUACAAGACACGCAUCCGUGGCCCCACCUAUGUCUGGACCUUUAACCUCAAGACUAAGGAGAAGGCAGCCAAGUGGAUCCUGGCGGCGGUGGCGCUGCUCCUGCAGGUGUAACUGGCCACUGGUCCUGCGCCACGGCCCCACCCUGAACCAAGUCAACCAGGCUGCAAUCAGAAACGCCGCCUUGCAACUGUCACCUGCUCUUUACGGGAAGCAUUGGUUAUUUUCCUCUUACAUAAUCGAGGUGCUUUGUGACUGAGUGCACCUGGACUAGCCCGAGGGGAGGCUGGAGGCUGGAGUGUGAGAGGCGUACAGAUUAAAAGGCCUGCAGUCAU